CGGUGUGAGUUCUAAAAAAUUUCCCAAAAAGUCGUUCAAUGACUCGCAUUUUUUUGGAUGGAGGAUCAGUAUGGAACGUUUCAACAAUUUUACGGAGUCUCGUUUCACGCAAGCGGUGCGCCAGGUGCAUCGUCGGCAGCAGCUACAGGUGCGAGCGGCGGAACGCGCAACACAAACGCCAUGUAUUCCGGGAGACAUUCAGUGAGCUCGUCAUCGGGCGUGCUAAUGGUCGGGCCAAAUUUUCGCGUUGGCAAGAAAAUUGGAUGUGGUAACUUUGGGGAACUCAGAUUAGGAAAAAAUUUAUACAAUAAUGAACAUGUAGCAAUAAAAAUGGAGCCAAUGAAAUCAAAAGCACCACAACUACAUUUAGAAUAUAGGUUUUACAAAUUAUUAGGAUCACAUGAGGGUGUUCCACGCUUAUUCUAUUUGGGAACGUGUAGUGGGCGUUACAACGCAAUGGUAUUAGAAUUAUUGGGACCAUCGUUAGAGGAUUUAUUUACAUUAUGCGGCAGACGCUUUUCACUAAAGACUGUUUUGAUGAUAGCUAAGCAAUUACUACAUAGGAUCGAAUACGUUCAUAGUCGUCAUUUAAUUUAUAGAGAUGUUAAACCAGAAAACUUUUUAAUCGGUAGGAGUUCAAACAAGCGUGAUAAAAUAAUACAUAUAAUAGAUUUUGGUCUCGCCAAAGAGUACAUUGACUUAGAUACAAAUAAACAUAUACCAUAUCGGGAACAUAAAUCAUUAACGGGAACAGCUAGAUAUAUGUCAAUAAAUACACAUAUGGGUAAAGAACAAUCCAGACGGGAUGAUUUAGAGGCGUUAGGUCAUAUGUUUAUGUACUUUUUACGUGGAUCACUGCCGUGGCAAGGACUAAAGGCUGAUACAUUAAAAGAAAGAUAUCAAAAAAUUGGUGAUACAAAACGGGCGACACCGAUCGAGGUGCUUUGCGAAAAUCAUCCGGAGGAAUUUGCCACGUAUCUGCGGUACGUUCGACGACUAGAUUUUUUUGAGACGCCCGAUUACGACUAUCUGCGUCGUUUAUUCCAAGAAUUGUUUGACAGGAAAGGAUAUACUGACGAUGGCGAAUUCGAUUGGACAGGAAAAACGAUGCCGGGAAAUUUUCAUGUUAUGCGACAAUUAAAGCAUGCACCGCCUUCGAAUAUACUUAAAACGAAAUCAGACAAGUCUACGCCUGUUGGAUCACUGCAAACUGGGCACGAAGUCGUUGUUUCACCAAAUAGACAUCAGUCAACAAACAGGGAUUUAAUGGAGGAAUUUCUCCUAAAAGAGGCGAUGGAUUAUUUUGAGGAAGAUACUGUCUAUAUCGUGGAGACAAAUGCAAAAGGAGGAGUCGCGGCAUGGUCCGACGUUCCCAAACAAGGGAACACAUUGGGUAAUCUUACACCGGCAGACAGGCAUGGUUCUGUACAGGUUGUAAGCUCAACGAACGGCGAAUUGAAUGCUGACGAUCCCACAGCUGGCCAUUCAAAUACUCCAAUCACGCAACAACCGGAGGUUGAACUUGUGGAUGAAACAAAUUGUUGGAAUUCGAUUAUUUCCAGAUGCUGUUGCUUCUUUAAGCGGAAAAAGAAAAAGUCUUCGCGCCAAAAAUGACUAGAAGCAGUGCAAUGUAGUCCGGAACGUGAACAGGUAACACUGUUACGUGCCACAUCUCACUCAAAUUCGCGCGACAGCGUCCUGAAUCCGAGUCAGGAUUUCAUCCAAGCAUCAUCCCAGCACACGCUCCGUUAUCCAUCGGCAUCCGUUUUGACGGCAACACCGACAAACAAUACACCGACACUUCCAUUAUAAACUUUUUUCAUCGAGAUUUGAGAGAGAAAGAAAAAAAAUUAAAAAAAAAAAAAAAAAAAAAAAAACGUAAAAAAUCCAAGAAAAUUUACAAAAAAAAAAAUUAGCUCAGCAGUCACACACACGCCUCAUUUGUUAAAAAAAUUUCAUACUUCUUCUUAUUUUUUUUUUAAUUUUAAAUUUUUACUCUUUUUUUUGCGUUAAUCAUGAGUAAAAAAAAAUUAUUAAAAAAAUCAGCUUUAAAUUAUUAUUAAAAAUUUGCUUGUGUAAAA
Molecule: messenger RNA, 2081 nt
Organism: Culicoides brevitarsis
Lineage: Eukaryota; Metazoa; Arthropoda; Insecta; Diptera; Ceratopogonidae
Gene: gish
Product: casein kinase I
Exons: 13
Coding region: 58-1614 (518 amino acids)
Biological process (GO): endocytosis; peptidyl-serine phosphorylation; positive regulation of canonical Wnt signaling pathway
Cellular component (GO): cytoplasm; plasma membrane; nucleus
Molecular function (GO): ATP binding; protein serine/threonine kinase activity
Source: RefSeq, a predicted model, not a curated record